GGAAGGAUCUAGAAUCCUCCUCCUCGUCGUUCCCUGUCCUAGUAGUAUAAAUACAAACCCUAAACUUCAUUCACCCAUAUAUUUCUCGUCUGUUUUGUUGUUGAAGAGGACUCUCGACGCAAAGGUUCAAAGAAAGAAAGAAAGAAAGAAAGAAAGAAAGAAAGGGUAGGAAUCAUCAGGAGGCAUGGAAAACAGGGAUGAAGAGGAGGAGGAGAACAAUGCUUACAGACCAAUGGAUACAGUCUUGGCUCCCAUCUUCAUCCAAAUGAUGAAAAACUCCGCAAGGAACGGAACCACCACCGACAUGGAUUCACAGCUUCAAGAGAUUCUCAGGAGAAGAGGAAGACGUCCCGUUUCCAUUGACCAGCUGCUUCAGGGCAUACGUACUGGCUUAACACUUGCCCCUGCUGCUGCUGCUGCUGAUGCUGGUAGAGAGAGAGGACGCGUGAUCGUCACCAAUCCCUACAACCAGAUCGUCGCUGUCCCGAGCUCUGCUGUUUCCGACGCUCUGCCUCCUGCUGUUGCUGGUUCUCUCAGCGAGUACUUCAUCGGUCCUGAAUUUGAAGCCAUGCUUGAGCGUUUGACUGAGACUGAUCCCAGCAGAUACGGAACGCCUCCAGCUCGGAGAGAUGCUGUUGAGGCUUUGGCUAGUGUGAUAAUCCAAGAGCCUGGGCUGCAGUGUUCUGUGUGUUUGGAUGAUUUUGAGGUUGGAACUUUGGGGAAACAGAUGCCGUGUAACCACAGGUUUCAUCCUCACUGCUUGCUCCCAUGGCUUGAGCUUCAUAGCUCAUGCCCUGUUUGUAGGUAUCAGCUACCUGAAACAAAUGGUGUUAGUGGUGGUGGUGGGUCUUCUUCUUCUUCUUCUUCUUCUUCUUCUACAAGCAGCAGCCAGGGAUAUGAGAACAGCCAUGGAAACCGUGAUGAUGAUGAUGGUGAUAGGAGCAUGCUCGAUGCCAUGGAAGCUUAGCCACCUGUUAAUUGUUAAUUGCUUGCAAUUAGUGAAAAUCAGUAGAAACAUAUUCAUCACCAUUGCAUGUGAAUGGUUUUGUUUCUUUUUGACCGACUGCAUGCGGCUUGUUUAAAACAUGCUCUUCUCAGGGACGAUAAAUACAAUUUAGAGCUGUGUUCCUAUCUUUUGUCUAUUCAAUGAACGCGUUACUAUGUCUU
This is a messenger RNA of Raphanus sativus (radish), 1167 nucleotides long. Its product is annotated as E3 ubiquitin-protein ligase SIRP1. Gene Ontology annotation, molecular function: ubiquitin protein ligase activity. Gene Ontology annotation, biological process: protein ubiquitination. Lineage: Eukaryota; Viridiplantae; Streptophyta; Magnoliopsida; Brassicales; Brassicaceae. Gene Ontology annotation, cellular component: cytoplasm. The transcript has 2 exons. The record is from RefSeq and is a predicted model, not a curated record. The coding region runs from base 185 to 967 and encodes 260 amino acids.